Messenger RNA from Galendromus occidentalis (western predatory mite), 1215 nucleotides. RefSeq names its product choline/ethanolamine kinase. Gene Ontology annotation, biological process: CDP-choline pathway; phosphatidylethanolamine biosynthetic process. Gene Ontology annotation, molecular function: ethanolamine kinase activity; choline kinase activity. The record is from RefSeq and is a predicted model, not a curated record. The transcript has a single exon. Gene Ontology annotation, cellular component: cytoplasm. NCBI's taxonomy places the organism in Eukaryota, Metazoa, Arthropoda, Arachnida, Mesostigmata, Phytoseiidae. The coding region runs from base 1 to 1215 and encodes 404 amino acids.
AUGUGCUCCACGAUCCACGCCCAUGAGCAGAACAUUUCGUUCAUCUCGUUGCUUCCGAAUGUCAGCGAGCCGGAGAAGAACGUCUCCGUCGCGGACACUUGCGUCGCGUCGAACGAGAUGAAGAAUAAAGCGUAUAAAAUUUGCCGAGAGUUCCUUUCUGGGAGUUGGAAGUCGAUCUCAUCGAACGAUAUGGUCUUCAAGACGGUUGGCGGAGGCCUCUCAAACCUUCUCUACUACUGUUCGUUGCCAGAGACGCACACCCCUCUUUGUGGGGAACCUUCUCAGGUUUUGAUGAGAAUGUACGGCCAAAUUCAAGGGGACCAAGACGCCUCGACUAUCACCGAGUCGAUCAUCUGCACGCUCCUGUCAGAGAGAGCUCUGGGACCUAAACUAUUCGGCGUGUUCCCAGGCGGCCGACUGGAGGAAUACAUUCCGGCUCGGGCUCUGGUUACCGAGCAGAUCCGCGAGCCGGAGAUUUCCUUGUCCAUCUCACGGAAGCUGGCUCGGCUGCAUGCCCUCCAGGCACCGCUGACAAAAGAGCCAACAUGGCUGUUCGACAACAUGGAGAAAUGGCUGGCGGUCCGCAACGAAAUCCUCCCGAACUCGAUACCGAAGGCCGUGAAGCCUUUCGCGAAGAAGCUCAUGGAAUUCGACUAUAAACGAGAAAUGGCUUGGCUGCGUGAGAUCUUCAAGAGGGCUCAGAGCCCGGUGAUGUUUUGCCACAAUGAUCUGCAAGAAGGCAACAUCCUACACAUGGAAAGCAAAGAAAGCGAUGGAAGCUCGGCAGAUGAGAACCUUGUGUUUAUCGAUUUCGAGUACUGUUCCUACAAUUACAGAGGAUUCGACAUUGCCAAUCAUUUCUGCGAAUGGGCGUACGAUUACAGCCACCCUGAAUACCCGCUGUUCAAGGAGUCCAUCGAUCAGUACCCCACCGAGGAACAGAGGCGCGCCUUCUUGGAAGAGUACCUCAAAACUCUCAAGUCAAGCUCCAUCCACGGCGACAUCGAUCCGAAAGUCAACACGAUCGAACAUCUCCUGGAGGAAACGGAGACUUUCACCUUGGCCUCUCAUAUUAUGUGGAGCCUGUGGUCGCUGAACUCGGCUCAUUCUUCGAAAAUAAAUUUCGGCUACUGGGAAUACGGAGCGGCUCGACUCCGCAGAUAUCUGGAGCUCAAAGAGCGUCUCAUGGAACGACUCGAGCUCUCUUCCAGCUAA